AUGGCGAUCAAAUUCUCGUCUCUGUUCAUUGUUCAUUUCGUGUUUAAUCAAUUACCAGUGAUUUGGUCUAUAAUUCUGCCAUGGACGAAACCUCCUUAUUUAUACAUUAUUAUGAACUGCAUCAUCAUCACCAUAGCCGCCGCCUCGCGCUUUCACAAAACUACAUCCUCACCAUCCAUUCCACCUAAGCGGUUAGUUUCAAUCAGAACACCUCCGCCGUUAGAUUUUGCCUCCUUUCCAGUUCAGCCGGAGAUUAGCGCUGUAGAUGAACCCCCAUUGCUGGAGUACGAGAGCGAGAAUAGGAUCCUGGAGGUGAAAGCGGUGCUAGUAAACGGCACAAAAGUCGAUAUCGACCAAACUGAAGAAGAAAUUGAAAUUGAAACUGAUACUGAAUUUGCCGUUGAAGAUAAGUUUGUUACCUCGAGUUAUACGUGCACUCCGCGACAUAGGAUAAAUUCUCCAGAUGUCCAAUCGGAGUUUCUACCGCCGGUGGGGGAGAAACCUUUGGUUCCUUCAACAUAUCGUCAACGGACCAAUUCUAAAGGUGUAAAGGUACGGCGAGCGACAAAACCGGAAAAGCUAGAGACGUUGGAGAAUAGUUGGAAGAUAAUAACGGAAGCAAGUCAAGCGCCACCCACAAAGCCUCGUAAUAAGUCAGAUAGGUGGCAACACAAUGGGCAUCAUUUGACCACAAGUCGACCGAAUCGUGUACCAAAAUCGAAGACCUUCAAGAAUCAUGUGAACUAUGAGUCCCCAUUCGAAGCUCCAUUAAGAUUGUCUUCAAGUGCUAAGAUUUCAAGGGAGUCGUCAUCAAGUCAAGAUGAGUUGAAUCAUAGAGUCGAGGCAUUCAUCAAGAAAUUUAACGAGGAAAUGAGGCUGCAAAGGCAAGAGUCACUCGAUCAGUAUAUGGAGAUGAUUAAUCGUGGAGUCUAG
Messenger RNA from Fraxinus pennsylvanica, 933 nucleotides. Lineage: Eukaryota; Viridiplantae; Streptophyta; Magnoliopsida; Lamiales; Oleaceae. The record is from the annotation of a GenBank genome assembly.